ACUCCACACAAUGAAGACGUUCUUGAUCCUCCUCGCGGUCUCCUCUUUGACCCUGGCUGCUAUCAAGAGGGACGUAUCAGGUCACGUCCAAGCCAACGGAGGUGUAGGCGGAGGUCACCAGCAAGGUCACGCACCCCCUCCACCUCAGGUUUACGAUGCUCCGCCUCCUCAGCCUCACUUCGAACCUCCCGUGCAGUUCGACGUGCAGCCACCGCAAUAUGGGUUCCAGCAUUACCAACCCAACUAUGAUCCUGCCUGGAACAUCGGCGUGUACGAGGAAGCCUCCUUGACGACCAACUGGCUGGACAAAGGCUUCGAGAUCCUGGUGGAGGUCGUACCUAUUGCCCUGAGCAUCAUCGUGGUCGUGACUGUGCUGUCGUUCCUGGGACUCAUCCAGAUCCCUCUCCUUAGGGACUUCAGUACCGCCAAGGAGGAGCUAGGGAGAGCGCUGGCCUCGGUGGAUAUCAACCAGGUUGCCGACACUGUGCACCUUGCAAUCGAGAAAUAUCACGAGCUCUUUGGGCAAUAAGUCGGUCUUCGUCUAUGUCCAUUUUCUUUGUAGUUCCUUUUAGUUUUUUUUCUUUCUUUCUUUUUUUUCUUCUCUUCUCAUGGAGUUCUACACUUUCCUCUCUCUACGUCUGUUUCUCUCAACGUGUGAAAUCUGCAACGCUCGUUCCAAUGCCGUUGACGAUGCCAGGUGCCACGAAGCCAGUGACACGAUGCAUGCCUGCCAGCGACGACUAAGUUGCCCGAAAAAAGUUGUCCACAAGAACUGCUUCACCAGUGCCACAGGAAGGGUCAAGAGAGGAAUUCAUAUUUUCUGUUUUUUACUCAUUCAAGAAACAGAUUUAUUAUUAUUAUCAUUAUUAUUAUUAUCAUUAUUAUUAUUAUUAUUAUUAUUAUUAUUAUUAUU
Molecule: messenger RNA, 913 nt
Organism: Penaeus monodon (black tiger shrimp)
Lineage: Eukaryota; Metazoa; Arthropoda; Malacostraca; Decapoda; Penaeidae
Exons: 4
Coding region: 11-529 (172 amino acids)
Source: RefSeq, a predicted model, not a curated record